AUGCUCCGCAAAUGGCUUGCUCUUCGGGAUGGACACAGGAAUCAUCGGUCCUGUUACCGACAUGAAAGACUUCAAAGCCGAAUUCGGGGGAGCGAAAACGCAACUAUCCAUGGCCUCAUCGUCUCCUCUAUCUUGAUCCCAGCUGCUCUCUCGUCAUUUUUUGCUGGUCAUGUUGCCGAUCGCCUCGGUCGGCCGAAGGGCAUUUGUAUCGGAACCUUUAUCUUCGGUCUCGGGGCUGCUAUCGAAGCGGGAGCUAUCCAUAUCGCGAUGUUCGUCGUUGGUCGGCUGAUUGAAGGUGUUGGGGAAGGCCUUUUCCUCGGCAAUCUGGUAGUUUUGAUCUGUGAGAUCUCGCCUACCAAAACGAGAGGCACCCUCACAACUGGUCCUCAGCUUGCCUGUACCCUUGGAUUGGUUGUAGGGUAUUUUGUCAGCUAUGGAACCUCCAGCAUUCAAUCCUCUCUCUCAUGGCGCACACCAUGGAUUGUUCUUUCAGCCUGCGCUAUCAUUAUUUGUGGUAUUUCUCUGGCUUUCCUGCCAGAAUCACCCCAAUGGCUCGGUCUUCACGGUCGCUAUCAGGAAGCCGAAGAGGCGUGGGAAAAUUUGGGUGUGCCUCUUGCAGACCGUGAGCCUGUGAAGGCUGAAGUACAAGUGCAAGAAGUUGAGUCUGACACAGAGGAAGAGGAGUUUAAUCCUGGCCCCAAGAAGAAAACUGCCGGCGCCGUUUUAGAUAUCUUUUCAAGGGAUGUCCGAGGUCGGACUGCGCUGGGCGUAUUCCUGAUGGGUAUGCAGCAAUGGAGUGGUAUCGACGGAGUGCUUUACUACGCCCCACAACUCUUUCAAAAAGCCGGUCUUGCCUCAUCAGAAGCAAGCUUCCUAGCUUCCGGUGUAUCGGCACUUGUGAUUUUUGCUGUGACAAUCCCAGGGCUAAUCUAUGCCGACUCAUGGGGUCGUCGAAGCAGCGUCAUCCUCGGUGGCAUCGGAAUGGGCAUCUUAAUGUUUACGAUGGGAGGUUUAUAUGCUGGAGAUGCUGUGACCGGCGCCGGUCGCUGGAUUGUCAUCAUCUGCAUUUAUCUCUUUGCUGCUCUCUACUCAGCCACUUGGGGUAUCACCGUCAAAGUCUACAGUGCCGAGAUUCAGCCUCAAUGCACGCGAGCAGCAGCCACCACACUGGCCCAUUCUAGUAAUUGGGUGUGUAACUUUACUGUAGCUUUGAUCACACCUGUUUUACUUGCGAAGAGCAACUUUGGAGUCUAUAUUCUGUUUGGUGGAUGCUGUGUAAUCACUGUUAUAGUCAGCAUUCUUUUUAUGCACGAAACCCAAGGAAAAAGCUUCAAGAAGAUUGAAGAAUCAUUCAAGGGAAGUUCAGUCAAGGGAAACCGUCUAUGGAGGCGCACUGCCGGCAAGGUAUAA
Molecule: messenger RNA, 1410 nt
Organism: Penicillium subrubescens
Lineage: Eukaryota; Fungi; Ascomycota; Eurotiomycetes; Eurotiales; Aspergillaceae
Exons: 2
Coding region: 1-1410 (469 amino acids)
Biological process (GO): transmembrane transport; carbohydrate transport
Cellular component (GO): membrane
Molecular function (GO): carbohydrate:proton symporter activity
Source: RefSeq, a predicted model, not a curated record